Micropterus salmoides (largemouth bass) is the source of this 2227-nucleotide messenger RNA. RefSeq lists its product as uncharacterized. The transcript is spliced from 13 exons. NCBI's taxonomy places the organism in Eukaryota, Metazoa, Chordata, Actinopteri, Centrarchiformes, Centrarchidae. Gene Ontology annotation, biological process: monoacylglycerol catabolic process; phosphatidylserine catabolic process. Bases 103 to 1203 code for a protein of 366 amino acids. Gene Ontology annotation, cellular component: endoplasmic reticulum membrane. The record is from RefSeq and is a predicted model, not a curated record. Gene Ontology annotation, molecular function: monoacylglycerol lipase activity; phosphatidylcholine lysophospholipase A1 activity.
CCCCUUCCUCUGGACUUCGAUAAAACUUUUAGUUUGCCGCUAACCAGUGAUCAGAAAAACUGCGUUACAUGUAUUUUACUUGAGUAAGACUGAGGUUACACGAUGAAGAAAAGGGUCGUUAAAAAGGCUGAUUCAUCCUCCGCAGACGGCGGAGUCCAGAGGACCGCCAGAGCCCGGAGGAAGGAGGGGGCACCAUCCCAAGGGUGGCUGAAAAGAGGCUUAUUGGCCCUCUUUGUUAUCUUCAUUUUGGUGCCUUUCUCGCUGAGAAUACUCCCAGAAUUAAUCCAGCACCUUGUUUACACUCACAGAAUCAGGGUGCCGUUCUUUGUUGACCUCAGCCGACCUGCUGAUCUCUCCCUUAAUCACACCAUCAACAUGUACUUAACAUCAGAGGAAGGCAUCUCCCUCGGUGUAUGCUGGUGUAUUGUAUUGAACUGUUUAAGGCACACAGUGCCUGAAAGUCAGUGGAAAGAGGCGCAGGGGAAGGACUUGGCAUGGUACCAGAACAGGUUAAGCGAUGGAAGUCCAGUUUUCAUAUAUCUUCAUGGGAACACAGGCACAAGGGCAGCCACUCAUCGGGUGGGAGUGGCAAAAGUAUUGAGUGCACUUGGUUACCAUGUGCUGGUGCCUGACUACAGAGGGUUUGGAGAUUCCACCGGGGAGCCAACUGAAGCCGGUCUGACCACUGAUGCCCUCUAUGUGUACAACUGGGUCAAAGCACACAGUGAAAACAGCCUGGUUGUUAUCUGGGGACACUCUCUCGGCACUGCCGUGGCCACCAACACCGCUGUAAAACUCAUGGAGCAAGGUGUGGCUGUUGAUGGUGUGAUCCUGGAGGGUGCUUUCAAUAGUGCUCGACAGGAAAUAACAAGUCAUCCCUUUACCUGGUAUUACUGGACAUUUCCAGGCUCUGGGUACUUUUUCCCAGAGCCAUGGGCAGACAACAAGGUGGUCUUUCCCACUGAAGAAAAUUUGAAGAAAAUGAAAAGCCCAAUCCUUUUCCUUCAUGCAGUUGACGAUCACUUAGUGCCCAUUCACAUCGCUCAGCAGAUGUAUGAGGUGGCAGCAAGUGCCCAGAAUGCAGAGCGAGUCAAGCUGGAGCCAUUUGACGGUUCUGGGCUAUCACCGGGGUAUCUGCACAACGGCUUAUACAGAGACCAGCGUCUGCCGGACAUCUUAAAGACGUUUGUGCUGUCAUUGUAAUGUUGGAAAGACGACUAAAGCAGAAAAAACCCUGCCAGACUUCAGACGCAGAGCACUGAAUUAAUUUAAUCACACACUUUAUCCAAAUAUGUUGUCUUUGCGGUUGCACAUAUGUGAUUUAACUUUAGAUUUUUAUGAAUACAAAAUGUUUGUGUUGAAUGUUCAUUAUUUUAAGAAUGAAUGCAAAAAUUGUUCAUACAAAACUUAAUUUUUGGGUUACAAUAGCAUACGGUGCUGAUGUGUUUUUUUCCCCUGUCUGUGGGUUAUCUGAAUUAUCAGAACUAGAAAUGACCAUUCCCAUUAUUACAGUAGGUGCCCUCUACAUUGUUGUGUGGUGCUAUUGCUCAUCUAUAUUACCGGAUAAUGAUUUUGGUAAUCCAGGUUUUGAGAUGUCUGUGUGUCAGUGAGAAUUCAGAAUUAUACAAGGUGAAAAGAUGGCAAAUUUCUGUUCUCUGACCUUGUUAUCAUAAGUGUGGUUUUAGGAAAAAAAAAAAGAAUUAUACAUUUAUUUAGUUACAGAAUGUAUUAUAUAGUUCAAGUUUAAAGAAUCUCAGGUCAAAAGCCAUUGCCGUUUAAUUACAUUAUAUUGUAUGUGUCAGAGUCAACCAGCAGUUCAUGGGUCUGUCGGUCUCAAGAGGGUCUAACUGCAGACCUCCACUGUGGAGUCGCUUCCACUGCAGGCUCCGCUCUCAGUUCGGCUUCACUUCCUUUUAAAAGAGAACACGUAAGGUAUUGGUCUCAGAACGCCACUUUACCUCUCAUAAAUUCACAAUGGGUUGGCUAGGAUUAAUUUGGGUACAUGUAGGACCAUGUGAAGUCGCUUUGAAGAAUCUAAUCUGUUCAGCCACUUAGGUUCUUCUAUGAGCCCAGAAAAAUUACAAAAACAGAUAUGACGGAAUCUAUUGAGACUAAAGAGUAGUUUUCUCUCAGAAUUGCAAAAUUCCUUGUGCUUCCAAAUCUGUUCAAAACAUAUUUUUGAUUGUGUAAAGCUGUGUUUUCUGUCCAAUAAAAAAAAUCUUCUGCA